Cercocebus atys (sooty mangabey) is the source of this 3544-nucleotide messenger RNA. RefSeq names its product DEAH (Asp-Glu-Ala-His) box polypeptide 40 (gene DHX40). Gene Ontology annotation, molecular function: RNA binding; ATP binding. Bases 92 to 2377 code for a protein of 761 amino acids. The record is from RefSeq and is a predicted model, not a curated record. NCBI's taxonomy places the organism in Eukaryota, Metazoa, Chordata, Mammalia, Primates, Cercopithecidae. The transcript is spliced from 19 exons. Gene Ontology annotation, cellular component: intracellular anatomical structure.
ACACCUCUACGUCAUCAGGGCGCGUCCUCGCCUUUCCCCUCCCAUCUCCUCAGAUCGGUGGACGUGCUCGCCUCCACUCGGGGCCAGGUCUAUGUCCCGGUUUCCCGCAGUCGCGGGCAGGGCGCCAAGGCGGCAGGAGGAGGGUGAGCGCUCAAGAGACCUCCAGGAAGAGCGGCCCCCGGCUGUUUGUAUCGCCGAUAGAGAAGAGAAAGGAUGCACGUCCCAGGAGGGAGGAACUACUCCAACUUUUCCUAUUCAGAAACAAAGAAAAAAGAUUAUUCAAGCUGUGAGGGACAAUUCAUUCCUUAUUGUUACUGGAAAUACAGGAAGUGGUAAAACAACUCAACUUCCAAAAUAUCUGUAUGAAGCAGGGUUUUCACAACAUGGUAUGAUUGGUGUAACUCAACCACGAAAAGUAGCUGCUAUAUCAGUUGCUCAGAGAGUAGCUGAAGAAAUGAAAUGCACUUUGGGAUCCAAAGUAGGAUACCAAGUUCGUUUUGAUGAUUGCAGCUCUAAGGAGACAGCAAUCAAAUAUAUGACUGAUGGAUGUUUACUGAAACAUAUUCUUGGAGAUCCAAAUCUUACCAAAUUCAGUGUCAUUAUUUUGGAUGAAGCCCAUGAAAGAACUCUAACUACAGAUAUCUUAUUUGGUUUAUUGAAGAAGCUAUUUCAGGAGAAGUCUCCUAAUAGGAAGGAGCAUUUAAAAGUGGUGGUAAUGUCAGCAACUAUGGAAUUAGCCAAGCUCUCUGCAUUCUUUGGAAAUUGUCCAAUAUUUGAUAUACCCGGAAGGCUUUAUCCAGUCAGAGAGAAAUUCUGCAAUUUGAUUGGUCCACGAGACAGAGAAAAUACUGCAUAUAUUCAAGCGAUUGUGAAAGUCACCAUGGAUAUCCAUUUGAAUGAAAUGGCUGGAGACAUCUUGGUUUUUCUGACUGGCCAGUUUGAAAUCGAAAAAAGUUGUGAGUUACUUUUUCAGAUGGCAGAGUCUGUUGAUUAUGAUUACGAUGUUCAAGAUACCACCCUCGAUGGCUUGUUAAUAUUGCCAUGUUAUGGAUCUAUGACAACAGAUCAACAGAGGAGAAUAUUUUUGCCACCUCCACCUGGAAUUAGAAAAUGUGUCAUAUCCACCAAUAUUUCUGCAACAUCUUUGACAAUAGAUGGAAUCAGAUAUGUGGUAGAUGGUGGCUUUGUGAAGCAGUUAAAUCACAACCCCAGAUUAGGGUUGGACAUCCUGGAGGUGGUUCCAAUUUCAAAGAGCGAGGCAUUACAGCGAAGUGGCCGAGCUGGCAGGACUUCUUCAGGAAAAUGCUUUCGGAUCUAUAGUAAAGAUUUUUGGAACCAGUGUAUGCCUGACCAUGUGAUCCCUGAAAUUAAGAGAACUAGUUUGACAUCUGUAGUUCUGACCUUAAAGUGCCUUGCCAUACACGAUGUCAUAAGGUUUCCCUAUUUGGAUCCACCUAAUGAGAGACUUAUUUUAGAAGCUCUUAAACAACUUUACCAGUGUGAUGCUAUUGACAGGAGUGGCCAUGUUCCACCCAGGAUUGGGUUUGCGUUUAUGAUCUACUACUUGGCCAAUAUUUCAGCCAAUGUUGUCUGGUGGAAGAACGUCUUCAUUAGACCUGUUGAUCCAGAGUACCAGAAGGAAGCAGAACAGAGACAUCGAGAAUUGGCAACUAAAGCUGGAGGAUUUAAUGACUUUGCAACUUUAGCUGUCAUCUUUGAACAAUGCAAAUCAAGUGGAGCUCCAGCUUCAUGGUGCCAAAAACACUGGAUUCAUUGGAGGUGCUUAUUUUCUGCAUUUCGUGUGGAAGCUCAACUUCGAGAACUAAUCAGGAAGCUUAAACAGCAAAGUGAUUUCCCAAGAGAGACCUUUGAAGGCCCUAAACAUGAAGUACUACGAAGGUGUCUUUGUGCAGGCUAUUUCAAAAAUGUAGCUCGAAGAUCUGUUGGGAGAACAUUUUGCACAAUGGAUGGGCGUGGAAGCCCAGUUCACAUUCAUCCUUCCUCAGCACUUCAUGAACAGGAAACCAAACUUGAAUGGAUCAUUUUUCAUGAGGUAUUGGUUACCACCAAAGUCUACGCAAGAAUUGUAUGCCCAAUCCGUUAUGAAUGGGUAAGAGACUUGUUACCCAAGUUGCAUGAGUUUAACGCACAUGAUUUGAGCAGUGUGGCCCGACGUGAAGUGAGAGAAGAUGCAAGAAGGAGAUGGACAAAUAAGGAAAAUGUAAAGCAGCUAAAGGAUGGAAUAUCAAAAGACGUCUUAAAGAAAAUGCAAAGAAGAAAUGAUGACAAAUCCAUAUCUGAUGCACGGGCUCGUUUCCUUGAGAGAAAGCAGCAGAGGACCCAGGACCACAGUGACACACGGAAGGAAACAGGCUAAAGUGGUGAAUCCUCCAAUUCAGGAAGUAGGAAAAGCAGCCAGGAAAUGUGCUUCUACUUUGCCAGUUAUUUCAGACAGCACUACCAAGAGGAAGUGGUCAGCACUUGUUAUUGGCCUAUGAACUAAAGCAAAUCAAAGCUCAUAAAUCAAAGCUCAUCAGUUCCCAUAAAUGCAAUUGUCAAAGAAAAGAUUGGGUUGCCAUAGUCAUAAGCAAUGAUACAUGAAACCAAUGAAAGACAGUACAUGUAAUAUUUUCCUCAGUACAGUUUUGCUGGCCUUAACUGGUAUCAAACGCUGUCAUUGAGAUGUUUUCAAAGAACAUUGAGUUGUAUUUAAUCAGCGUGUACUCCAUUUGCAUUGAAGCAUUAAAAAUUAUUUUCCUUAAAAUCUCUUUAAGGCCUUCUUGUUGCUGUUAGAAUAGUGCUAUAUAUCAGGUAUGUGACCAUUUCUUUCAGAAGGCUGAACAUAAGAGGUUUCUACUCAGCAAUACUUAGAUGUCUAACCAUUUAAUUGCUACAGAGCUUUAUAGAUACUUAGAGAAAAGACUUAAUCAGUUAGUAAAUAAAAUUGCCUAUGGCAGGAUUCUUUCUUGAAUUAAUGUUAAUCCUUAAAUUGAUUUUUCUGGGAUUAUACAAAUUCCUUUUUAUAUCAAAGUAUAUUGUUUAAAACAGUAGCUAUAGCCAUUAACCAAAGGACAGAUGAUAUAUAUAUAUAUAUACACAUAUAAGUUCUUUUUUAGCUGUACCUACGUACUUAUAUCAGCACCAUGUAUGUAGGUGUGAUAGUACUUUCAAGCAGCCCCUCCACCUGGCCUACUCUGUUAUUUCCACCUGCUUGGGAAGGGCCAUUUAACUUCCAUUAUGCCAAACUUGGGAUGGGAUUUUCAAAGCAGGCAACACUAUUUCAUCAUGUUUCAAAUUGGAACCUUGAGGCUAGUUAGUAUCACACUCAGGCCACACUCAGCACUUGCCGACUCUUGUUUACUGCCUUGUAUUCUAGUUAUUUGUGUAUUUGUCUCCCUCACUAGAUUAUACGCUCCUCGUGGGCAGGGACUGUCUAUUUUCAUCUUUGUAUCUUUCAUGCACCUAGCAUAGUGCUUUGCACAUAGUAGUCACUCAAUGUUUGUUAAAUAAAGCUAUUAGUGUCAUUAAAAUUCAAAAGACAGUA